Helobdella robusta is the source of this 513-nucleotide messenger RNA. RefSeq lists its product as hypothetical. The transcript is spliced from 4 exons. The coding region runs from base 1 to 513 and encodes 170 amino acids. The record is from RefSeq and is a predicted model, not a curated record. Lineage: Eukaryota; Metazoa; Annelida; Clitellata; Rhynchobdellida; Glossiphoniidae.
AUGACCUUCUGUGAUUUUUGGUUGUCUGGCAAUUCCGAAUGUCGAUAUGAGAUGUCACCACUUACUGAUAAAAAUAAAAACGUUGCAUUGGGGAGAAGUGUGUAUAUGAAAAAAGGUUUUCAAGAAGAACAUGCCAAUGACGGCAAUUUAACGACCUUUGCUCAUCAUGAAAUGAUAGAUAAUCCGUGGAUGGUGAUUGAUUUUAUUAGAUCAGAGGUAGGCAAACUACAGCACGACAAGCCAUUUUAUGCAUCCGCGAGGCCCUGUACGUAUUUUGACGAAAAAAGUAGAAAUGACUUUGUAACCAAAAAAGUCGUUAACCAAACGUUAAGACUAACAAAAGCGAAUCUGGAGAAAUAUGAAGUUGGUUUAUUGAAGAAAUUUUUGACGGAUCCAGUGUAUACAUAUAAUCAAGAUGAUUUUGAGAGAAUCAAUCUACUAGUUAUUAUAAAUGAUUUGCUGACAAUCACUUUGGCAAAUAAACUUCUUGGGAUAUUUAAUCUUGCUAUAUAA